Bombyx mandarina (wild silkworm) is the source of this 2224-nucleotide messenger RNA. RefSeq lists its product as uncharacterized. Lineage: Eukaryota; Metazoa; Arthropoda; Insecta; Lepidoptera; Bombycidae. The record is from RefSeq and is a predicted model, not a curated record.
UCGUUUUGUGUUUUCAUUAGUAAAUAAAUAUAUAUGUCUGGAAUAUUCGACAUAAAUAAUGUCUAUCAUUCAUGAUAGCAGUCAAUUAUAAAUGAAGAUGCGUAAAAAAUCAUUUCUUCUCGUCGUCUUCAUUCAAUUUUAUUUUGCACAAACACAUUAUGGUAAUGGUUUCUUCAAGGAGCAGAAGUCCUCUUACCGACCAUAUCAGCCAGUCUCCGUAAAGCAUCACAAGGCUUACCCUCGACCUGAGGACAGAUCAGACUAUGAUAUCACGUCAUACGACACGGAGUACGGCGCGGUCGUGUCAAACUUCACGUCUUCCAUUUAUGAUGAUAAUCCUCAACUGUAUCCUAAUCCAGAGUUCAUUGCGAACAGCAAUCAAGGCAGUACUAAGUUAAAUGACAAUAAAAUAUCCGAUAUAGAGUUACCAGAUGACUCGUUAGCGGACGCAGACCUCAAAGAGCACGACAUAAUUGAUAGCGUAACCUAUCUAUACGGAUACAACAGUUGCCAUGGCGACCGGCACGAAUGGUUGAUACUUAUCUACGUAACAAGUGCUAUAGCAGUAAUAAUACUGGCCGGCGCGGUAAUGUGGCAGAUGUGGAGCAAUUACGCGGCGGAAUUCAGAAUGAAGAGUAAACUGUAUCCUAUCAACAUCAACCUGUGCUGUUGUCUAGGAGUCUGCACUCUCAUUUAUAUACAGGCUGUUUUGGGCGUGUCUUCGCCUUCUCAAUGCGAGAGGAUCGCCCUGCUGCUCCACUACACGCAUAUAACCUGCGCGAUGUGGAUCGUAGCCUUGGCCGCGGCCGUCGCUGAAUAUUGCACGUGCGAUACCCUAUUGCCUCUCAAGUACAACUACCUACUGGCUUACGGCGUCCCGGCCGUAGUUGUUAUGUUCAACUACGCCCUGUCAAUGGAACAUUACGAAAUAAAGCAUUACUGCUGGAUGUCUAUCGAGAAAGGCAUGGUCAUGGGCUUUAUGGUACCAGCGAUGAUUCUCAUCUUAAUUAAUACUGGCAUCGUGAUACUAGGCCUAAAGAGCGUGAAUAAAAAACAAGCGGAAAUGCUGACGGCCAAGAUACAAGAACUCGUGGACCACCACAUUACGAACUGGCCAAAGAAUGAUCAAAACGGCGAUAAGAAUGCCAGUAUUGAAACCUUGGAUAAUAUUUACACGCCGAGCAGCAGUAGAAAGAAUACGGACAGUUCGGAAACUCUCGAUAAAGACUACAAUGCCAGCGAAGAAGAUUAUAAUUAUUCUAAUAACGGAGUAGCGAACGAUGAAGCCGGUGAAAAUCAGAUUGAGCGCUCCGCUUCCAAUAAAACAAUACAGGACAAAAGCCUGUUAAAUAUGCUGUAUAUGGAUAACAUUUCGUUAAAAUGGAGUUGGAACACGGAAGGCAAUGAAUUGAAGACAUAUUUGAAUUUAUGUUUGAUUUUGGAGCCAUUUUUCGCCAUCAACUGGGUUAUGGGCGUUGUUGCUAUAGAGAAUGCCACUCACUGGUCGACCCCGACGAUUUAUCUAAUACUAAUUGUGUCUAUGUACAUGUACUUGACUGGUACUAUAUGUACUACCUUGCCUAUAGUACAGCAGAAGACUCCCGUGCCGCCAUGUUGUGAAGACGUUGUUAUUGAACCUUCCCUAACAAGAACAAGGACAACUGACAGCAUUCCACUUUUGGACCCGACUGUACAGCAGCCAAACGUAACUCCAGCACCUGCGGACACUAUUAGCACAAUUAGUAUUUAGAAAAAAAAAACAACAUAAAAUUGGUACUAAUACUGUCGCGAAACAGUGUUUCGGUGAAAAAUGUUGAUCUGCCCAAAAAACAAGUACUGGUGUUGCCAACUAACAGUUCCUGUGACGAUAUGAAUUGAAACAAUAUGUAUUAAGAGCAUUGUCGAUAUGUCGUAUUUAGACUUUCAACGCUCACCAAAAAAAAACUAUGUUCAUUAUUCUAGUCUAUAUAAGAAUGAUUAAAAUUAAAAAUAAGAUUUAUGUGAUUAUUGGGGAUUUUACGAUAUAUUUUAAUCGUUCGUGGUAUUUAGUAAAUAACUUCCUGUAAUUUCUCGGAAUAGGUCAACCUCCUGUAAAAGCGAAUGUAAUGUAACUAAUUCAAAAAAGCUAGAUGCAAAUAUAAUAAGUAAUCUAUAUAUUUGAUUCGAGUUGACAAAUGUUUACGAUUGACUUCAACGGUGCAGGAAUAACAUCGUGUAAAAAUCA